Messenger RNA from Panicum hallii, 1788 nucleotides. Its product is annotated as translation initiation factor eIF-2B subunit beta. Gene Ontology annotation, biological process: translational initiation. Bases 26 to 1408 code for a protein of 460 amino acids. Gene Ontology annotation, molecular function: translation initiation factor activity; guanyl-nucleotide exchange factor activity. The record is from RefSeq and is a predicted model, not a curated record. Gene Ontology annotation, cellular component: eukaryotic translation initiation factor 2B complex. Lineage: Eukaryota; Viridiplantae; Streptophyta; Magnoliopsida; Poales; Poaceae. The transcript is spliced from 9 exons.
AAUUCGUAAAGCGGUGGUGUCGUCGAUGUUAGUUCCCCUUCCCCUUCCUCCGCGGAAAACCCUAACCCCGCCCAGGUUGCUCCUCGCCGCCGAUCCCCACCCCAAAUCCGAACCCCCUCCUCAUCUCCUUGGGUCCCCUUUGCGCGCGCCGCCAUGCCGGACGUGCAGCCGCUCGUCAGCGACUUCGUCCUCAAGCUUAAGCGCCGUGGUCAGAAAGGUGGAGGGGUCGCAUGCCGUGGCGCGGCAGACAGCGGAGCUUCUGCGGUCGGUGGUAUCGCAACACCGGAUGGGCAGCAGCGCCAACCAGGCGGCCGCGCUCGCUGAUGCCGUACGCGCCGUCGGGGAGCAGCUCAUCGCCGCCAAUCCCAUCGAGCUUGCUGUUGGAAACAUUGUGAGACGUGUUUUGCAUAUAAUAAAAGAGGAGGAUAUAUCUGCUACAGCAGUUGGUAUUGAAGGCCUUUCUGUUACCGUUGACAGUGAUGAUGAAUAUGACAGUGAACAUGAUGAUCGCCCUUCAUUGUCUGCUGCUGUUCUUGCUGCACAUGCUAGAAAUGCUCUUCGUGCACCUUCUUUGCAGACUCUCCUAGAAGAUAUUCCUGUGAGUCCUGCAAUUUCACGCACUGCGUCAUCAACUGGGGACUCAGACGGAAAAAGUAAAUCUGGAGAUAAGAGCUCAACUAGGAAACUGAAGCAUGAUGUCAUUGCAGCCAUUGGUGAUCUUAUUGAUGAGAUUGACUCAUGCUAUGAGCCGAUUUCUGAGCAAGCUGUGGAACUUAUUCACCAGAAUGAGGUAAUCCUUACUUUAGGUCGUUCUAGAACUGUCAAGGAGUUUCUGUAUGCUGCAAAGGAGAAGAAGAGAUCUUUUCGUGUAUUUGUUGCAGAAGGUGCUCCAAGAUAUCAGGGCCAUGUUCUUGCAAAAGAGCUGGUUGAGAAAGGUGUACAAACUACUGUUAUAACAGAUUCAGCAGUUUUUGCUAUGAUCUCUCGAGUUAAUAUGGUCAUAGUUGGAGCUCAUGCUGUAAUGGCAAAUGGUGGAGUCAUUGCACCAGUAGGGAUGAACAUGGUUGCACUUGCUGCCCAAAGGCAUGCUGUGCCCUUUGUUGUGGUUGCUGGUAGUCACAAGUUGUGUCCUUUGUAUCCGCACAACCCAGAGGUGUUGCUGAAUGAGCUUAAAUCACCGUCUGAUUUGCUCGACUUCGGCGACUUUUCAGAUUGUAUGCAUUUCAGUACUCAGGAUGGUAGUCCCCUACUGAAUGUUGUCAACCCGACAUUUGACUAUGUGCCACCGAAGCUUGUGAGCCUAUUCAUCACUGAUACUGGAGGGCAUAGUCCAUCUUAUAUGUACCGGCUUAUUGCUGAGUAUUACUCAGCUGAUGAUCUGGUAGUGCGACGGAAGUCAACAGCUUGAAGGAGCAGAAAAGCAUUCUAAAGGUAACUUCACUACAGGUGUUUUUAGUGCUUAUUAUCACAAAUCUUCGUCUGCGCCCUGCAGAUGUUGCUCUCUUUGGUGAAAUCGCCUAUUGUGCGUUCAGUUACUGUCGAACUGUGGGGAAUUGAUGCAAGCAUUCUCCUUUUGGUAGCUGCAUCGAUUGCGGCAUUUUGGGUGUAAACUGUUGAGCAAAUGGGGGUGUGACCUAUCAUGGAUGGUUGUUUAGCUAUAGAAGAUACAGAUAUAUGAUUGAGUGUAGAGGGUGGCUGUUCCAUAUCCGUGCAUCCUGGCCUGGGUUGGGCCGAAUUUUGUCUGUUCUACAUUCAAGCUAUUUCAUGUGUAUCAAGUAUUAUUGAGCA